AUGGUUAGAACUAGAGGUUUAGGUCGUGCCAUAGACAGAGAUAUAGGAAGAGCCCUAGGGAGAGAGGAUAAUCGUGAUUCAGAUGAUGUUCCCCAACGACGACGGCCCACAACAUCCGUACGUAGGCAACAAGAAGUUGUCGUUGUUGUUAAGGAUGCUCCUCACGUGGAUGACGCAGUUGAAGAGGUAUUCCAACAUGUCGAAGAAGCUGUUGAUGACGUCGAGGGUUUUUUAGGCGGACCGCGUGACCCAUCAGUGUUGACUGCCUAUAUUGAUUAUGUUGGAGUCAUUGUUUGGAAUGGAGAGAGUGGCGAUAGACAACUUGUUGGAUAUAUCACACUAUUACAGUGUUGGAUUUAUGAGCAUUUCCCAUCUAUUCUUGAGGCUUUUACAAACCCAGACUAUGAUGAAAGGUUCUACAUGAUUUCGCAUCCAUUCAUGACACCGACACAGCCCAGGGAUCCACCCAGAAAUCCACCUAUCAUGCAAGAUGAGACAUAUGUGGAACCAGAUAUGCAUGGGUUCUCAGUGGCGGCAACAACUAUGGAGGAAGCACCUGCACAUGCAGUGUGUUGGAUAUAUGAGCACUUUCCCAGUGUUCAUGAGAGCAUGAUUGAUGAAGGGUAUGAUAAGACGUCAUCACGUGCCUACCGCUGGCUUACUACGAAGGCUUAUUCAAAGGGAUUCGCGACAUCGACGUACUAG
Glycine soja is the source of this 705-nucleotide messenger RNA. RefSeq lists its product as uncharacterized. The transcript is spliced from 5 exons. Lineage: Eukaryota; Viridiplantae; Streptophyta; Magnoliopsida; Fabales; Fabaceae. The coding region runs from base 1 to 705 and encodes 234 amino acids. The record is from RefSeq and is a predicted model, not a curated record.